CACCGCCGGCCAGCCCUGACGCGACGCCGGGCCCAGCGACGUCAGCCGCCCGCGACGCGCCGGAAGCGGGCCUGGGCGCGUCACGUGACUCGCGAGGGUUGGGCCCAGGCCGCGCCUCCGAUUGGAGAGUACCCCUGGGAGGCGGGGCUUGGCGGCAGUUGGCUGAUGGCUAGCGGGAGGGGCCGUUAUUAGGCAAAGAGGGAAAGCGAGCUCCGGGAGCCAAUUAGGAGUUCUGAAGUGUUUGUUGACCUUUGAGAGAAGAGGACAGGGCCCAUUGAGUAUUAUCAUGGUUGAUUUGGUGGGAAACAGAUUGCCAAAGCUCAACCCCAGCACUUGGGCAAACUUUUGUAAUUACACUACGCAAUUUCUUAGAUAUCCAUCCCAUUCCACAAUAAGAAUAGAGCGAAUGUUUGCUGUCCCUGUCAACAAACAGCUAUUGAGUGGACACUCUGUGGCAGGUGCUGUGUUAUUAGUACAUUACAUGACAACUGCUUUCGCCCAAUUGUAUUGUUCUCUAUUGUAUAGGCGAUCCUUACAAUACAAAAGGUAGCUAUUAACACUUGUGUGUGUUGUGCAGGUAAAGAACCUAUGGCUAAGUUGAUGUGACUUCCCCAAGACUACCCAGGUAAUGAUGGCAGAACUAGUUUCAUUGUAUAUCUGCCAUGUACCAAACUCUGGAGUAGGCACAGGAGAAAGUGUUCCCCACUGUGGAAACCAACUAGUGAACACGUUCAAAGCGAUGUUGAGCUGAAAAUCUUUUUUCUCUCUCUUCCCAAUGUACCACUCUGGAUCUCAAGCUUUCUAAAUGCAACAUUGCAUACUAAUAACACUUAUAUUUAUCAUGCUUUACAGUGUCGAGUUAAAAUAGCAAAGUAUCUCUUUAAGCUUUAAUUAUAGUCAGAUUUGGUAAUUUAAACAACUAUAUUCACAUCCUUUUAUUCCAAAGACAUUCAUUCAGUACUUACUGUGUUACUAAUAGCUACUGAGCUAGAGUGAGCAUGCCAAUACGUAGAAAAGAUAUAAAUAAGACAGUCUGUAGUGGACAUUUGUCUUGUAUGGGAGUUGCCCAACAUCUGAACUCCCAACCCAUGUUUGGGAAAUUUACCAUCAUGGUUGUCAUUAAUGCAUUAUGCCAUAUAUUUCCAGAGUCUUCUGGAUACAUGACAGGCUUACCCUUUGUGCCCUCCUUAGAAUUAUGUGUGGCCAUUUGGUUUGCUUUGGCUAAUAAAAUGAAAUUGGAAGUGAGCUUUGUCAUGGCUAGCUGGUAAUUUUAAAAGGCACUUCACCCAGAUUUCUGUCUCUGGCACAGUGAUAAGCAAUAUUUGAGAUGGUGACUGCUCUAGCCACCCAGAUUCUAGACAGAUCGUGAUGAGCCCAUAACUCACUGCUAAUCUGCAAAUGAUAUGUAAAUGUAAGGAGAAAAAUUAAAAUCUGCCGUUUUAAGCUUUUGAGAGUUUGGGAGUUGUUCGUUACACAGCAUAAGCUAACACAAACUGACCGAUACACUCACCUUAUGAGUCUUUGGAGGCAGAGUCAACCUUACACUAAGUAAGAUGGAAAUGUCAGAAACUCACUUCCCUGUUCCCCUUCCAGUUAAAAUGCUAUUCUCAGCUACAUUUAUUUGACUCUCACUGAGUUCUGUGUAUGAGAAGCUGCUAGUGAUGUUCAAAAUAAGGAACAUUUUCUCCAGCAGCAGUUGCAGUGCCAGGGACCAAAUUUCUGACUUUCAGGCUAGAGCUAACUAACCAAACCCUGGCAGAACCCAUGCUGACCCCCAAGCCAGGAAGUGAAAAAGAAAUAUCUGUUGCUGACAUCACUGAAAAUUCGAGAUUGUUUGUAAUUUAAAUAAAAUACAUAUAUAAAGGAUAAUAUAGAUUCUAUCCACUCUCCACUGUUUGUUGAGAAUUUGCCAAUCUACCCUGAAAAUAUGAUUAUCCCAUUUUAAUUGAGACUUAUUAAGGGACAGCUCCAAUAACACAACUUGAAAGAAAAAAAAAAUGGAAACAAGGUCUUUGGUAAAUGAUUCCUGGCUUGUGAAUUGUACAGCUGAGUAUUUUCAAUGAACUUAAUAUCAUCCUCUAAAGGACACUUUGAAAAUGGAGAGGGGACUUUAUUUUUAGUUGUCACAUGGUUGGAGUAGGGCACGACUGCAAUUUAAUGGGACAGACAAGGGCUGCCUAGACAUCCUAAGAGGCACAGUACAGUCCCAUACCUGGAAGAAAUGCCCAAGGUCAUGCAUGACUUUGAACCUCCCUCCGACCAUUCAGAAAAAGAGCAUGAGUGGGGGAGGAGCAGCGAGAGAAGGAGACACAGAAUCCGAAGCGGGCUCCGGGCUCCAAGCUGUCAGCACAGAGCCCGACGUGGGGCUCAAACUCACGAACCGUAAGCUCAUGACCUAAGCCAAAGUCGGACGCUUAACUGACUGAGCCACCUAGGCACCCCUUGCAAGGUUUUAAAACACACUCAAUUUCCCCAGAAUGAAGCAACCUUGUAAUAUGAGGGAAGAUUGUUCUUUUCUAUGAAAAUGUCCAAGAAUUUAUCCCAUUUUUAAAAAUCAAGCCACAAAUGCAAAGCUACUCGUGGUAUUUGAGACAGUGAUAGAAUACACACAUAUCACCCUACAUUUUAGUUGUUACAUUCAAGGUAAACAUAAAUUUUGAUGCUAGCCCUUGACUACUUCAUUAUGUUUGCGAAUCAUGGCUCAACAUUUAUGUAUAUUUCCACCAAGUUUCCUCUUUUAUUAUAAGUUAUUUCCACAAAGUUUGUUCUUCUGUCACUGUUAUGUCAUCGUGUUAAGUUUUUUUUUUCAAAGUGUCGAGCUUGAUUAUACCACCUGUGAAUUUAAUUUCAGAAAAGUUCAGAGGGUGUUACAUGAUAUUAACUCACAGAGGUGGCAUUAGGUCUGAUAAAGCUGAAGAAAAUUCAUAUAGGCGAUCAUUGCCUCUUCUGGCCAUGCCUCUUCUGGCCUAGUCAAAGUUCAGGAUCAGCGCAGGGAUCCCAGAUGUAGGAAAGUCUAGAGAUGACUCCCCAGCCAUGCAGCAAAGCUCUGCAUGGCUAUGUCCCCACCCCCCUCUCCCACCCAGCACACCCCUCAUCCAGAUGGUUAAUGUUAGCCAUCAGUCACUUCAUCUCCAAAUAUAGAAAGAAAGAACUUACAGCUGUGUUUGAGUGGAACCAAGCAAGCAGCGAGCAAAUUAUCUUGAAACAACAGUCCUUAGGCAGAAAUCACUGAACUAAAUUCCUCCAACAUGAAAACUAUAAAUAUGAAACCAUUAUAUUUCCUGGAAUAUUUGACAAUUCUAUAUACCUAUUUUAAGGGAGGGAAAAAGUUACUACUGAAUAUCACAUAUUCUUCGAUUACACAUGAAACACAAGAAGGCCAUUUUUUUGUGUGUUUUUCUCUAAAGUUGAUUUUUUUUAAAUAUACUAGUUGAAUAGAUAUCUGAACUGUUAUAAUAGAUAUUCAUUUUUAAGAGGCAGAGCCCGAGUGGGGGAGGGCAGAGAGAGACGGAGACACAGAAUCCAAAGCAGGCUCCAGGCUCUGAACUGUCAGCACAGAGCCUGAUGCGGGGCUCGAACCCAUGAACGGUGAGAUCAUGACCUAAGCUGAAGUCGGACGCUUAACCAACUGAGCCACUCAGGCGCCCCUGAAAAUCGUUGAGAAUGGCACUAACCUCCCUUCCUUCACCUGCCAAUGAACCUAUCUUGCCUGUCACCCUGUCCCUUUAUCAACUGAACAGAAGCGAUCAUUGUUCCAGGCUUAAUCUCUCAAUUAAUGGACCUCUAGGCCACAUGUGAAUGGACUGGAAAGAUACAAUCUCUCCCAUAUGUCCACACAGCACCAUGCUCUCGUUUCUUACAUAAUUCCCAGUGUGAUGUAUGGGUUUACAUGCUGCUUUCUUAGAAUGAGUCCACCCUAAAGAUGAUCGGAAAUGAUAAACAACUUUGUUUUAUUUAUUUACUUUUACUCGAGGUUCAUAUGCUCCUCAAAAGCCCUCUGGCUUUCUGAGAUUUUUAAGAAUUUUUGACUCGGCAGGAAUGAUUUUGAGCUAUCAGCCUCUGCUAGUAAAGGUCAUAAAAUAGAAAAAAAAAUGUUUCACUCAGCAAAAGCUUAGAAAUGCAGCAAAAGAUCUGAAUGAUAAAGAAGUCCUUUCUGUGCAGAUUGUCCUGAAACAAUGGAGUGACCAGAAAUUUGUCAUCCAAGCCUGGACACUUAGAAGAGUAAUUUUAAAAAAAAGGCACACUAUUAUAAUUAUGUCAGAAUAACAAAUGUAUUUCCGGGCAGUCCCAGACCACAUGAGACAGACAAUCAUUCUACCUAAAGCAGGAAGAAUUAUGAUGCUUCGCCUUUCCUCUGAUUUGGGUUGCUGUUUACUGUUACGACUUCCAUUAACUAUAUCAGUGUUUUUGAGCAUUGCCCCACCAAUUAUCUGUAUUAGACUUUCUUGGGCUCUUCGUUAAAAUGCAAGUUUGGGGCCCUAACCUGCAUCAUAGGUUUGGCGAUUAGCAAUCUGCAGUGUCAAAGCCAUCCUAAAUGAUUCUUAGGUACGCGAAGUUUCAGAACUGUGUCAUGCUAGGAUUCAUUUGGUUGCAUGCGACAGAAAGUUUAAUGCAAACAAGUAUGAGCAUAAAGGAAGUUUGUAUUUGUGGAAUCAAGAAGGGAUCAGUAGGCCUUCUGGGGCAGUUUAACUCAGGGAUCGAAUUACAACAUCUUUUUAUUCUGCUUCCUAGGGGUUAGCUUGACUCCCAGGAUCCACUUCCAGGCCCCCAGCAGCUUCAGCCUUGUCAUUACAACAUCCUGAUACAAAAAGGAGUUCUGGCGGUCACUCUGUCGUUGGCCUAAAUUAAGUCAGGUGCCCACCUGUGAGCCAAGCGUGAUGGCCAUGGGAGUCAUUUGGAUUGCCAUCAGGUGGAUCCCAUCCCCAACCAGGCAAGUGGGAGUAGAGACUGGCCCAAACCUCAUAGACUGAGAGAUGGGGGUGAGUAGGUCCUUUAAAGAAAGUUGGAGCACCACUACUUGAAAGAAAGAGAAUAGAAGUUGGACAGCAAAGCAACGAAUACUCCUCUCAACUGGCUUAUACUGACCGGAACUCCAGAUUACAACCCACAGCCAUGCAACAGAACUGACAAUGCUUGUCCUGGUUUGCAAAACCAGGAAAGCAAAUCUAGUAAGGGAUUGACUCAACAUUCACGUUCCCGAUUCCUUACGUGUUUGCUUUUAGAGGCAGUCUCUACACUGUAGAAACACAUUGCUGGGGAUUGUUGUGGGGUUUUUUUCUUUCUAAGUUUACUUUUUUUUUUUUUUUUUUUUGAGGAGUUAGAGGAGCAGAGAGAGAGGGAGAAACAGAAUCCCAGGCAGGCUCUGCACUGUCAGUACAGAGCCUGACAUGGGGCUCAGUCCCAGGAACCAUGAGAUCAUGACUUGAGCCAAGAUCAAGAGUCAGCUGCUUAGCCAACUGAGCCGCCCAGACACCCCACUGCCGGGGAGGGUUAAAACUGGGAACGGAGAGGGUGGGCAACAGAAAAUAGCAAGCACACAGGUAAAUAGUAAUCAAACAGCAAACACUUUUAACCCCUUGCUGAUCGUCAUUUUCCUUGAGAACGGAGCUAGCUACAAUUCGGUGGCAUCCUCAGAUAAGGCAGACGGCAUGCUUUCAUUCUUCCCUUAUUCAUUUAUUUGUGUAAUCACCCAACAAUCUUUUACUGAAAUUCUACCAAGUGCUAGGAACUGGGCAAUACACAGUGAGAGAACAGGAAGAAAAAUAAAACCAGGUAUCCAGUUCUAAGGUAACUUGCCAUGAUGGGGCGAUGGGUAUAGAAACAACCAAGCCCGGUAUCAAUAUUCACAUUCAAUUAAAUAUUCAUUGGUUUGAAAUAGACAUAUCUUGGUGUGCUUCUGCUGACUCCGCAAAUCAAGGAAGACUGCAGAGAGGAAGCGGCAUUUGGAAAACACUUUGCGGAGGAGUAAGCUUCAAACAAGAGGCCCAUGCAGAUUCUAAAAUUAUUAUUGCCUUCUAGUUCUUUAUAGCUUCGAUUCAGGCUCCGGCAAGUAAAAAUAUCAUUCUGCUUCCAUUUCCUUGCCACAGGCAUUUAUGGAAUAUGGGCCAAGUCAGUGCUAGGCCCCAGGAGCUGAUGAUAAAUAGGCUUAAUUCCCCAUCCUGAGGCACUGAACUGGGCAGUGAAACAGACAAACAGGUGGGUUGGCUACAACGUUGACUGUCAGCAUGCAAGAACGUGCAGGGUCAGAGUAUGUGCUCUAGCUGGUCCCUUGGCCAUUGGUCUAAGCGUCUGCUCUCUUGGUUGGGACCCGAACACAAUGCCACCGUCUCCAAAGUAAACGCCUGACGCGCAGAUGAAAAGGUUCCCCUCUGGGGGAGGGGCAGAGAACUUGCCUGUACAAGCAUGGCCACAGUUGACUGGCUUGCCUCGCUAAAAAAAUAUUGCAGCCACACCGCGUUGUGGUCAGGUAUUGGAUUACUUCCUCUUUUGUAUUUUUGCAAAACAUUCAACAGAGUUCGUUUCCUCAGGAUCAGAGUAAACACCCUUCGGUCUUCUUUCUUUUCUUUUUUUAGAACUACGGGUAUCAGGAAGAUCAUAGGAGACCAUAUACGUUUAAAGGAAAUCCAUGCGUUAACUCAUUUCUUGCCAUUAUAUUUUUUUUAUAGCAAUUUAAGAUGAUGAAGCAUUCUAGAGCCAAGGGGUUUGGAAUAAAACCAGGAGUUGUUAAGUUAAACCCGACACUUUUACCAGAGUGUUUGGGAACCAGACCCUUCUCUGGUGCUCCUUUCCUCACAUAGAAAUGGGAGUUGGAAAUCUACUUCACAGGGUUGUGAUGAACAUCGAAUUCGAUAGAACAAAUCUUACACGUUUUGCAAAUUAUAAUCGAUAUACCAAUGCCAGGUAUUUCUUGAUGUUUCUUUGUCACCAGUCACAGGGACACGUAUUUCCAGUCACUGGCAUCUCUGAGGGUAGUCGUUUCAUGCUCUGUGACUCCAUGAACACACGCAUCUUCUGAGGACUUGCUUUGCAUCCGCCUUGUGUUUGCCGCUGGGGAUGACAGAGACGAAGAGAACCCUGUUCUUGCACCAAGAACGCAAGCUCUUAUUUAGGGUUUUUGUGAGCUGAUCAGUCUGUCUCCAUCCUCCUCCUUUGCCCGACCCCCCCAUUUCUCAGCCUCUCUCUCUCUCGUCCUCUCUUAAAAAAAAUAAUAAAUUUCCACCGUAAUGCAAAUAUGAACGCUGAGCAAACAGUAAGGACGUAUCUAGAGCAUUUUUGAGACAGGAAUUCUAGCUGCAAGAAAUCUUGUAUAAAUGCUAAAAAAAAAAAAAAAAAAAAGAAAGAAAAAAACCACAUUACUGAAUUCAUUUAUGAGUUCUAACAGUUUCUUUUUAAGUCUUUAGGGUUUUCUAUAUAUAAGAUCACGUCAUCUGCAAAUGGAUAAUUUUACUUCUUCCUUUCUGAUUUGAAUACCUUUUAUUCAUUUUUCUUGCCUCGUUGCUCUGGGUAGGACUUCUAGUGGUGAGAGCAGGCUUAUAUUUACUGCUUACACUUUUCCCCUUCCACACACAUACCCUCCACUGAUAAUGGAGGAUUGAGCAUUCUGGGGAACAUACUUUAUUUUUUUUUACAUUUAUUUUAUUUUGAGAGAGGGAGAGUGAGGGAGUAGCAGAAAGAGAGGGGAGAGAGAAUCCCAAGUAGGCUCUGCACCUGUCGGGAUGGAGAGGUGAGAUCCUGAGAUCCUGACCUGAACAGAAAUCAGGAGUCAGACGCUUAACCGACAGAGACACCCAGGUGCCCCAUAACAUACUUUUGAAAACACCGGGGUGGCUCCACUGGUUAAGCGUCUGACUCUUGACAUCGGCUCAGGCCAGAAUCUCGUGGUUCAUGGGUUCGAUCCCCGCAUCCAGCUCCACACUAACAGUGCAGAGCCUGCUUGGGAUUCUCGGUCUCCUCUCUCUGCCUCUCUCUCUCCCUCUCAAAAUAAACAAAAAACUAAAAAUAGAUUAAAAAAAUAAUAAAAGUGCUGCUUUCUAGCAUGCAGGAUAGAGGGCUCAAUUCAGUGCUACCUAGCUUUUACUUCAGUUAUUUAUUGAUUCCCCAAAUGUUUCUGGAUAACCUGUUUCUUGGCAGGCAGGAUCCUUGAUGUUGGGUCUCCAGGAAUGAAGAAAAGUGACAAAACUCUCUGCCUUCAUAAAGCUUACAGUCUGGCUGAGGAAUGAAUUUAUCACUGCAAAAAAUAAAAGUUGUGAAAAUCUGUGAAGUUUGAACAAGCAGCCUUCCCAAGAUGUACCGACUAUCUCAACUGAUGUCAACACCAGUGGCAAGUAAAUGUUCUUCAGGCUCUGAGAGAAGAUAUACCGGAGAGCCGUCUCCCAGAUGCCUUUUCCCAAGUUUUGCCUGGGAUUUCCCGGAUGGUGACAGUUCCUUUGAAGGCUGCUCUGCAGCUCUCUUGACAGGCUCCCAUGUGACCUGUCGCCGAAGUCCCAGACUCCUCUCCAAUGGCUACUAUGUUUGGACAGAGGACCCUUUCCUCUGUGACAAAGAUGGCAACAUAACUCUGAGCCCACCCCAGGCCAGUGUUCUUUACAAGGAGAAUUUAGUUAGGAUGUUUAGAAAGAAGAAGAGAAUCCGCCCUUCCUUUUCUAAUCUCUUCAGCCUUGGUGCCUCUAAAUCCUGGCAGCAUGGAAAUAUCUUUGGUGAUGUUGACUCUUCCCAAAGUGAGGACACCUGGUCGGAGGGGGUCGGGAGGCUGGACACGCACCAUUGCAACGAUAUCGGCGACGAUCGCGAUGGUUCUGCGACUGAUGCACGCGAGGCAGAGCAGCGGAAGGCAGCCUCCUCCUCUAGCCACGCUGCGUCUCGGACUCCGCCAGAGAACUCCCACGACCUGGCCCUUCAGUCUCAAGGGACAACUUCUGAACAUUUCCCGGGGAACCUUCUGGGUCACGCAAAAACCAGUUUGUGGAGAGACAUCUUCUUUCAAGCAUUUCUACUGGCCGCGUGCUUAAUCAUUUGUGCAUGUGCAAGGUGCUUUCUGGGAGGGAUAUUUGCCAGUGUCCUCACGUGCCCAUUGGUGAUAACUACUGCCUAUACUGUCACGUCGUUGUUUCUUAGCCUUGCCGACUAUUUCGAAGCCACCGCCUGUGCUCAGUAAGUGUUGACUGUGUUACCAUCAUCCUGACGAAGCUGACUGUAGCCGGCUACCUGAGACUGCUUUUGGCUGCCUAAUGGAUGGCAAUGACCACGCACAGGAAGCGUCCCCGUCAUCUGUCUCGAAGAAUACUUUCUGUUAAUGCUAAAAUCUCAUAGCGUUCUCAUCCAGUCUCUUACAUUUUUACCAUUUCUUCAAAAUUGAGAAAAUUAAGCUUCGAGGCAGUAGGACUUAAUAAAUAACGUGAACCUAAAA
Molecule: messenger RNA, 9406 nt
Organism: Acinonyx jubatus (cheetah)
Lineage: Eukaryota; Metazoa; Chordata; Mammalia; Carnivora; Felidae
Gene: TMEM71
Product: transmembrane protein 71
Exons: 10
Coding region: 8285-9154 (289 amino acids)
Source: RefSeq, a predicted model, not a curated record